Larimichthys crocea (large yellow croaker) is the source of this 3498-nucleotide messenger RNA. It is a transcript of the gene tial1, whose product is annotated as TIA1 cytotoxic granule-associated RNA binding protein-like 1. The transcript has 8 exons. Lineage: Eukaryota; Metazoa; Chordata; Actinopteri; Sciaenidae. Gene Ontology annotation, molecular function: RNA binding; DNA binding. The record is from RefSeq and is a predicted model, not a curated record. The coding region runs from base 422 to 1156 and encodes 244 amino acids.
GAGACUCAGAUGUAGUUUUUUUUUCUCUAUUUAUUCCAUUCUUUCCAUAUGUCUUUAUUUGUAGAUGCUAUGUGUUAACAUGAUCUAGCCUAGAUUAACAAAUUCCAAUACUCAUUGUAUUCCUCUAAAUCUCUGUUUAAAUUGUCUCAUUUUUUGAUUUGCAUAGUGUUGUUUGUAGUGCAAUGAUCCUCUUCCAAAAUUUCUGAAAAUGUCAAUUUCUCAAAAUUUGCAGCUCCCCAAACUCCAUACUCCAUAGUGGUGGUAAAGAAUUGACCAGGAAAAAUAAAGAAAUCUGUUAACAGGCCAUGUAUGCCUUUUAAUUCCUUUUUUCUCUUUUGAUAUUUUCUAUAUAUUUCUAUUUGUAGGAAGAGCACCAACAGCAGAUUUUAAGAAUGCAUGGGAUGCCCGUGUUGUGAAGGACAUGACGACAGGCAAAUCAAAGGGGUAUGGAUUUGUGUCCUUCUACAACAAACUGGAUGCAGAGAAUGCCAUCUUUAACAUGGGGGGACAGUGGCUUGGAGGACGUCAAAUCAGAACCAACUGGGCAACGCGUAAACCACCAGCUCCAAAGAAUGCCCAGGACAAUGGCUCAAAGCAUCUGAGGUUCGAUGAUGUAGUGACUCAGUCCAGUCCGCAGAACUGUACCGUGUACUGUGGAGGAAUCCAGUCAGGACUAUCAGAACACCUAAUGCGACAGACCUUCUCACCGUUUGGUCAAAUAAUGGAAAUCCGUGUUUUCCCAGAGAAGGGAUACUCCUUCAUCAGGUUUUCUUCCCACGACAGUGCUGCCCAUGCCAUCGUUUCAGUGAACGGCACAGCCAUUGAGGGACACAUAGUGAAGUGCUUCUGGGGCAAAGAAUCUCCUGACAUGGCAAAAAAUCCACAGCAGGUUGAGUACAGUCAGUGGGGGCAGUGGAACCAACUCUACGGGAAUCCACAGCAGCAGUAUGGGCAGUAUGUGACCAACGGGUGGCAAGUGCCCUCCUACAACAUGUAUGGUCAGACGUGGAACCAGCAAGGAUUUGGAGUAGAGCAGUCCCAGUCACCGGCCUGGAUGGGAGGCUUUGGAUCUCCGUCUGCUCAGGCUGCAGCCCCGCCUGGUCCAGUCAUGUCCAAUCUGACCAACUUCAGCAUGGCUGGCUACCAAACGCAGUGAGCUGGCGCUUAACUAAGUGUAAUAUUAAGGGGAUUCUGUCAACCCUUUUUGACUACAUAGCACUCUUUCACCUGGACAGCUGCUGUGGUAGAAGGGCAGGGGCCAUAUUCACAAAGCCUUUGUAGCUAAUAGUUGCUCCUAAACAACAAAUUAUGUUUUAAACAACAGUGUACAUUUCACUCGGAAACUUUAAAAAAAGUUUAUUUGAUGAUAAUUCAUAGUUUUGUUAUGGAAAUGUGCUCUUGGGCUUCUGAAGUAAAGCCAAACCAACUGUCUAAGUGGAUAUUAAAGGACGUACCAACCCUUAAAUUGUCUGGCCUUGUGAAAAUGUUACCCAGUGUGACAAAGAGGAUACAGCUGUUCUAACACAGACCGAUAACACAGACGAUCAUGCAUUUUCUUUCUCUCACACGCAAGUCAAUCAAUAGGCCAAACCAUAAAAAAAUCUGAGCAUAUUUUUGUAUGCAUCUGAAUACCCUGAAAGUUACUUCAGUGGAGUUAAAGCAGACUGCUUAAAAAUCAGUUUAUAUUAUAACAUUAAUAUUAAAGUACUAAAUUAUAGCAGUAUCUGCUCUCAGUUUUCCAAUGUGUUUUUUAAUAUUUCAGGGAAAAAUUGAUUGUUAGAGGCUCGUCAAAAUGUUUAUUUGGGCAUUUUUUUGACAGAAGACAAAACUGCACUCAAGACUAUAUGCAUCGAUUAAAUCCACUUUUGUCAUAUAGGUCAGUUUUUAAAAAUGAAUAUAGUGAUGACAGCGUCAUACAGAUCCAGUGGGAACGUUCAGGCAUCAUGAGUUUGUGCUACGAAAUGCACUGAGCCACAAGAAUGAACCGACCUGCUGAAAGUUGGUUUGUGCUUAGCUUCAGCUCAUAGCUAGAUAUUCAGUCCUUUUGUGAUAUAUUAAUGGAAAAUGCUUUGUGAAUAGAGGCCCCGGAACGGUAGUUUACCUUUUCAGUAUAUGUGAAACAACUAUUUGUAUAAACAACUGUGGCUUUAAAUGAGAUUAAAAUGGGACGUGGUAUCUCUUGGGUAAAUUUUUGUGUACGAACAAAAUUUCACCUACACGGCUCUGAAAGCAAAAAUAUAUUAGGUUUUUCAUAUUUUGUAUCAGAGUGAUCAGCAUGUUCUUUUGCAGACUUUUGAUGGACUUUAGUUGAAACCUUAAUGUAGCCUAGAGUGGACUGAUUUAUAAUCCUGUGUCUCAACGGACAGGCUAUAGCACAUGCUUACUAUAUAAAGGAAAUAAUGUAAAAACAGCAUAACCCCCCAAACUUUGUAAAGGUAACUGACUCUGUGUGUGCUGAUUCUGGGGCUGGUUUCCUAGAAAACUGUUGAAUCUUUAGUAUUUUCUUCCCUUUUCCUUCCUCUUGAUAACCUUAGUUAAUUUGUAGUCAUUAAAAUUCUGAAGUAAAAUUGUAGUCAUGUAGUCAGUAGACUGAAUUUAGCACCAAAACCAGCCCCUAAUCAUAUUGCAUCAUGUUUUAUUGUCAUUCAGAAAUGCUGUACUUAAAUCACUCACUUGUGUAAACUCAAAUUGUCAAAAUGUUUUUAAGCUUACUACGAAUCAGAUCUAUUUUAUUUUAUGUUAUUCCACUAAAAGUGGACAUUUCAUCAAUAUGACACCUUUUCUAUCCCUUUGUGCGUUCUGAAUUUUCUCAGUAUUUGGAUAAUAUUUAUAUAUAUUCCAGGUAAACUGAUGAAGAAGAGGAUUCCUCAAAGACGUCCUGUCAUUUGGAUUUUAUUUGCAUAUGUGCCAUUCUGUAUAGUAUGUUACACUCUUUGAAAGCUUAUUGUAAUUUUCCUGGUGUACUAGCCGACAAAUUUGAUGAAUGGAUGAAUUUGAAGUUUUUUUUAGUUUGUUUAUUUGAGCUGGGUGGUGUUCAUCAAAACAGGGUCAUGUUGGCUAAGAGUGUAAAUAUAAACAUUGAUCACAAACCAUGAAACUUAGAAAAGAAAUAAUGUACAUACUGUAGGUAGAAUGUUAUUAGAUGAAAUGCCAUCAUUAAAUUUCAGCAAUAUAAUUUAUGAAAUAAGCCUUAAUUGAUGUGUCGGUAAAUUCAAACUUUGUGUUAUUUACAGAGGCUGCAUCACAAAUCUAAAUUUAUUUCCCACUGUGGAUUUUCCCAUUUUUAAGUUUGUGUGCCAUUUUCAGGAAGUAGCAGAUGAUGUUUCAGCUUGAACUGCAAACUCAUGACAUGUAAUAUAUUUGUUGCUUAAAAUAUUGAAUGUAAUAGCAAUUUGCUUUUAUGACAAUACAUUUAAGUUGAAUAACAGAAGCGAUGUUUAAUAAUAAAGGAUGAAAUCAACAGAAAAGUCACUUUAAAUAAAGAAACAUUUGAACCUG